UGCGGGUUCCCAGCAUCCACCGGGGCUGCCUGUGUGCCACGUAACAGGCUGUCGCCGCCACAGUGCGUUGUGUCACCGGCACCAGGAGAGUACAGUCUGGGGGGUCGUCUCCGCCUGAGGGGGGCUGCAACAUGGGGGGCUCACAGAGCGUAGAGAUCCCUGGUGGAGGGACGGAAGGCUACCAUGUCCUCCGGGUACAAGAAAAUUCCCCAGGACACAGAGCUGGGCUGGAGCCAUUUUUUGAUUUUAUCGUUUCCAUUAAUGGUCUGAGAUUGAAUAAAGACAAUGACACACUUAAGGACCUGCUUAAGGCCAAUGUUGAGAAGCCUGUGAAAAUGGUGGUGUAUAGCAGCAAGACACUGGAACUGAGAGAGACCACAGUUACUCCAAGUAACAUGUGGGGAGGACAGGGCUUACUGGGAGUCAGCAUAAGAUUCUGUAGCUUUGAUGGUGCCAAUGAGAAUGUGUGGCAUGUGCUGGAGGUAGAGCCAAAUUCUCCUGCAGCAUUAGCCGGCUUGAGACCCCACACAGACUACAUAAUUGGAGCAGAUACUGUAAUGAAUGAGUCAGAGGAUCUGUUCUCCCUCAUUGAGACCCAUGAAGGAAAGCCUUUAAAACUUUAUGUGUACAAUACAGACACAGACAAUUGUAGAGAAGUGGUCAUCACGCCAAACUCUGCCUGGGGUGGAGAGGGCAGCUUAGGAUGUGGAAUAGGUUAUGGAUACCUUCACCGGAUACCUACUCGACCAUUUGAAGAAGGAAAGAAAAUAUCUCUGCCCGGGCAGUCACCAGGGGCGCCCAUAAGUCCUCUAAAAGAUGGCUUUACAGAGGUCCAGUUGUCAUCUGUAAAUUCUCCUCCAACAUUGCCGGUUGGAAGCACAGGAAUUGAAGGGAGCCUGUCUGGGCUGUCACUAAAUGCUAACCCGCCUGCUGUCACCAGUGCUCUUAACUCAGGUUUACCAACAGUACCCGUAUUAACGCCACAAAUCAACCAUUCCCUCGCCUCUGUUCCCCUAAAUCCAGCUGUUUCACUACCAGGUCUCAUGCCGCUAUCCACUGGACUCCCCACGUUACAGAAUUUACCCAACCUUAACAUACCUGCCGCCAACCUAAUUCCGAGACCUGGCUUCCCAGACCUGGCACACAGUGUGUCACACCUGCCCCCUCUUGGUCCUAUGCCACCUCUUGGUCCUUUACCACCGCUGAACCUGGCAGGACUCCCUCCCCUUUCAGUAAAUCCUCAGUUCCCUACAUUUCCUCUGGCACCUAUUGCAAGCGACCCAAUUCCCUCACUGCUGGACCAGAUCUCUGCACCCUCUGUGGAAAAUGGCACAUCUACAGCGGAGACGACGGGCAGCGCGGACCUUCCUGCCACACAGAAAGUUACCGUCAGCAGCAGCACAGAAGUCGCGGUGGCUGAAUCCUCAUAACAUGGAUCCGACUGGCUUCUUGUAUUUAUUUAGCCACAGAAUGUGUUUCCCCCCGAUGCAAACAAUCAUUACUCUCAUACUAGUUUGUACUUAUGUAGGAGAUCUGUAAAUACAGAGAAAUCUAGUUAUGAAGAAGAUACAAAAGCUAUUGAAGAUGGAGAAAACACGAGGGCCGACGCCGAACCCUUACAAGGAUGUAAAUUAUUUUAGCAGAAAGAGUUUCCAGCCAAAAUUGUGUUUAAUAAAAAGUUACAGCACGUGCACUGUUA
Hyla sarda is the source of this 1699-nucleotide messenger RNA. RefSeq names its product golgi reassembly stacking protein 2 (gene GORASP2). Gene Ontology annotation, cellular component: Golgi apparatus. Gene Ontology annotation, biological process: Golgi organization. The coding region runs from base 132 to 1430 and encodes 432 amino acids. Gene Ontology annotation, molecular function: protein binding. Lineage: Eukaryota; Metazoa; Chordata; Amphibia; Anura; Hylidae. The transcript has 10 exons. The record is from RefSeq and is a predicted model, not a curated record.